UCUUUCUCUCUCUCUCUCUCUCUCUCUCUCUCUCUCUGUCUCUCUGUCUCUCGCUUCUCAAACAUACCACUCGGCUACUUGGAAACCACAGCCGGCGGCGGGUUUUGCGAAGAACUAGGCUACAUCUCAAAGACUUUACAAUCUGAGCGAGGUAGCAGGCGGUUCACCGCCCUUGUAUCACCAAUGCCAUCUACUCCUCCGUCUGAUUCAUUCACGGCGCAAUGACAGUGAAUGACAGCAAGUGUAACAGACACAGGCACCGAGGCUCAACAUGAAUGGGUCACUGUGUCUAUCUCUAAGGAAAUGAGUUGGACAACAUGGGGACACUUCUGUGCUUCCUUCUGCUGAUGACAUGGCUGGACUCAGGGCUUGGCCAACCAGGUUUAGAGUGCUACAAUGACUUGAUUAACAACAUCACUUGUAAGCUGAAAGGGACGGAUCAGCUCAUGGAACCCCAAAGCAUAUGCAUUCUAACGGCCGUUGAAAGUGACAGCGGUGACCAUGCAAUCGAGGCAAAAUGUGUCCUGGAAAAGCCGGGAGGUAACUUUACAGAGUGUGUCCUACACUUUCCAAAUUUAAGUUAUUUUGAUUUGGUAACUACGUAUGAUCUAAAGGCCUCCUGCAAAAACAAGGCUGUGGCAAGUCUAGAAAGCUACAAUCCAUAUAAACGGACGGUGAAAAUGCCCCCUCCCAGAAUGCCAACCAUUGAGAAUACCACCAUCUCCUGGACGCUUUUCCGCACGUCACUCUUUGAAACGGAAUUUAUAAAAUAUACGUUUGAACUUCAGUACAAAACCGAUCGACAGAGAUGGAAGGAAUGCAAAAGCAUUACAGUAGAACAGACCAGCCGCCAUCUGCAGGAGGAGCUGGAGAAGGGCCAGCGGUACCAAGCUCGGGUUCGAAUCCGGCCCGAAAUUGACGCCUGGAUGUGGAGUGACUGGAGCCCCGUUGCCUCCUGGGAUACUCCAGCUGAUCUCACGGAGGACCUGGAGACGUGGUUGAUCUGGUGGGCCACGAUCGGUGCUUUGGCUGUGAUUGUCUUCCUCGUCGUCAUCAUGUUCAUGGGUGCUCGCAAGAUAAAGCCGUCAUUCAUACCUGACCCCGCAAAGUACUUUGAUGGUCUUCAUUCUGUCCAUAAAGGCAAUUUUAAGACCUGGCUGGGCUCUUUCCAGGCAGUGGACAUCUUAAGUAUCGAGCAGCAGCACGAGUACACCUCGCCAGUGGAGGUCCUGAAAGGUCAGACGUCCAGCAGCUUCAGCAACAACCAGUACUUCUAUGGAUCUCAGGAAAUCAUAAAGAUCCCUCCCCAUCCCUACCCCGAAAACCUGGAGCCCUGUCCAGAGUUCUCCCCCUACGACGACAUGAAGGCUGACCGGGGUUCCAGCACGGUGGACAACGCGGACAUGAGCAACAAGCGGAACAACAGCGCAGGGCUGACUGGCAGCAGCAGCAGUGGCCGGACUAACGUGGACCUUGGACCCCUCCAGAUGAGCUCCUCCUAUAAGGACCUGUCGCGCCUGAGGGAGGAGGCGCAGAGCCCAGACUCAGGUGUCUCCGUGGGGAGCAUUGAGGAGGAGAGCCACGAGGAGUCGUUGGAGAGCAGCUACGAGCAAGACGAGAAAGUGCCCUUGGCCCACCGCGGUGGCACGUUUAGCCUCCAGAAGGCUCCCAGCUCUUUGCACAUGCCUCUCAAGACUGACUGGUCUUUACCCAGGACUCCCCUCCCACCUUUCCCCCCUCUCCAUUGUACUGUUCCCUUCAUUGGACCAGACCAGUGCAGUACCCCCACAGGACAGAUACACCCUCUUGGUGGAUUGUAUGGGGAGCUAGAACCCUCUAGUGACGAUUACAUGCCAUUAAAAACAUAAAUCUCCGCUGUUCUAAAGGCUAUAGCUACCAGAGACUUUCUACUGAGGAAAUAUUAUGUUAUUAUAUUUACAUUAUAUUUUUAUAUUUGUGUAGAAAUGUGUGUUUAUGUGUUUAGAUUUGGAUCCCACCGGCAUGAAUGUAGACUGUGAAUGAAUCUGUCCAUAGCUUGUUUCAUACUUGAUGUCAUUUAAUAAAGAUUUUUCCCCUGCAUUUUGUGAA
Molecule: messenger RNA, 2088 nt
Organism: Alosa sapidissima (American shad)
Lineage: Eukaryota; Metazoa; Chordata; Actinopteri; Clupeiformes; Clupeidae
Product: interleukin-9 receptor
Exons: 10
Coding region: 318-1868 (516 amino acids)
Biological process (GO): immunoglobulin mediated immune response; cytokine-mediated signaling pathway
Cellular component (GO): external side of plasma membrane; membrane
Molecular function (GO): protein binding; cytokine receptor activity
Source: RefSeq, a predicted model, not a curated record